CCUGCCUCUUCUGUCUCCAGCUCAGUGUCUCUCACUGAUCCCACAUCAGUGAAGCAGCAGCGGCCACACAGAGAAGAUGGCACUGGCCGACACGGAGCGCGCAGUGUCCAACUGUGGAGACUCUCCGUUUUCGGAGAUCAUCGAGCUGAAUGUCGGCGGGCAGGUUUAUGUGACCAGACACAAAACUCUCAUCGCAGUGCCAGACACGCUGCUGUGGAACAUGUUCAGCAAGAAGACACCAAAGGAUUUGGCGAGAGACAGCAAAGGGCGCUUCUUCUUGGACAGGGACGGCUUCUUGUUCCGUUACAUCCUAGAUUAUCUCCGGGACCUGAACUUGGUCCUCCCGGACUACUUCCCCGAGAAGAGUCGGCUGCAGAGGGAGGCUGACUUUUUCCAGCUGCGGGACCUUGCCAAGCGUCUCAGUCCCCGGGUGAGUAAGGACAAUUCAAUCAGCGAGGAGAUCAGCCAGAGUGACACGGAGGAAGGCGCGCAGCAGUGCUGCUCCACCGCCGGCAUGGAGACUUUACGCACCAUGUCGGUCAGCGGCACCAUGCGCUCCCCGUCACUGGACUCCAGAAAGUCGGGUUAUAUCACGGUAGGAUACCGCGGCUCGUACACCAUCGGCAGAGACAUCCAAACCGACGCCAAAUUCAGGAGAGUGGCGCGCAUCACCGUGUGCGGGAAGACGUCUCUGGCCAAAGAAGUGUUUGGUGACACGCUGAACGAGAGCAGAGACCCGGACAGACCCCCGGAGAGAUACACAUCCCGGUACUACCUCAAGUAUAAUUUUCUAGAGCAGGCGUUUGACAAGCUGACAGAAGCUGGUUUCCACAUGGUGGCCUGCAGCUCCACAGGCACCUGCGCCUACACCAGCAACGAUCCAAACGAGGACAAAAUAUGGACAAGCUACACUGAAUAUGUCUUCUGCCGGGAAUAACGAACAGCACACAUGUUGGUGUAUAUAGACAUUUCAUAAUCUAGAGGGGAAUGUCUUUAAAAAGUAUUGCAUUUGCUGUCUUUGGGUGACUGACUGCAAAGAUGUUGCUCCAUUAUUCUAGUCACAGUCAGGUAGCAGUACUAUCCCGUAAAUGCCCCUAAAUAGAUGAAACAAACAUGUUUGACAGUCCAAGAGAGAAGCAGGGCAUCACCUGAGUUGAUCCUUGGAAGACACCAUCCCAUUAUAGUGCAUGUCAAUGUUUCAGUCAUACCUGACCCAGUGUUUUGUGGACUGAGCGGGAUCCAAGAGCAGACCAAGCAGCAUUUAGUAUUCAGUGUCAUUGUAACUUCUAGACCUGCUUGAUCACAUGUUCGGUCAAGUUUUGUAUAACCUAGUAUCUUCUUCUUAUCACUGACAUGAUUGUAAGUGUAUGUGCUUUUCUUGAUAGAGUUGUAUUUGUUGUUGAAGAUGAAAUAAAAUCUUAUACUCUGCUAUUCUCA
Larimichthys crocea (large yellow croaker) is the source of this 1437-nucleotide messenger RNA. RefSeq names its product potassium channel tetramerisation domain containing 12.1 (gene kctd12.1). Lineage: Eukaryota; Metazoa; Chordata; Actinopteri; Sciaenidae. Gene Ontology annotation, molecular function: protein binding. The record is from RefSeq and is a predicted model, not a curated record. The transcript has a single exon. The coding region runs from base 77 to 937 and encodes 286 amino acids. Gene Ontology annotation, biological process: protein homooligomerization; regulation of G protein-coupled receptor signaling pathway. Gene Ontology annotation, cellular component: presynaptic membrane; signaling receptor complex; postsynaptic membrane.